Molecule: messenger RNA, 1376 nt
Organism: Coregonus clupeaformis (lake whitefish)
Lineage: Eukaryota; Metazoa; Chordata; Actinopteri; Salmoniformes; Salmonidae
Product: E3 SUMO-protein ligase ZBED1-like
Exons: 4
Coding region: 36-1376 (446 amino acids)
Source: RefSeq, a predicted model, not a curated record
UUAAAACGGUGGAGUUUUUUGCUAGCACUACUGAUAUGUGGUCAAGCCGCACAGCUGAGCCGUACCAGAGUCUUACAGUCCAUUUUAUUGAUGAAGAUUUCAACCUCCGAGCUCGCUGCCUACAAACUACCUACUUCCCAGACGAUCACACAGGGGAAAAUAUUGCAGCCGGCCUGAGAGAAGGGCUUGUCAGCUGGGAUCUCCACGAGGAGAAUCACGUCUGCAUCACGACGGACAACGCGUCGAAUAUGGUGCUUGCUGCGCGGCUUAAUGAAUGGACGAGGCUCCAAUGUUUUGGCCACAGAUUACAUCUUGCCAUUGAAAAUGCACUCAAAGAUGACAGAGUGUCAAGGGCAACAGCACUGUGCAGGAAGCUGGUGGGGCACUUUUCCCACAGUUGGAAGAAGAAAGCAGCCCUGACGGAGGCACAGAGAGAGCUCAAACUCCCUGAGCACAACCUCAUAACGGAGUGCCCAACAAGAUGGGGUUCUAAAGAAAUGAUGAUUGCCAGAGUGCUUGAACAGGCCAAAGCCAUUUCUCAGGUAUUGUCUGGAGAUCGAUAUGCACGCUCCCUUAUCCCAACCUGGCAGGAUAUUGACGUGUUGGAGUCGAUUCACAAGGCACUGCAUCCUCUACUGGAGUUUACUGAUGCUCUUUCUGGAGAGGAGUAUGUAAGCAUCUCCUACCUCAAGCCAGUUCUCCACCUUUUUGCCACAUCAGUCCUGGCUGAAGAUGCUGAGGACACUGACCUGACUAAAUCAAUAAAAACCAAAGUCCUAGCAUACCUCAAUAACAAAUAUGGAGACCCAAACAUCCAGGAGCUUUUGGAUGUUGCCUGUUUCCUGGACCCUAGGUUCAAAAUACAGUACAUCAGUACAGACAACAUCCCUGCUAUCAAGACUCGUCUGAAGACAGAGAUAGUAGACUUGGCACAACGUACAUAUCAUUGGGAGAAGAGGUCUCGUACUGAAACUGUUCAGAUGCCUCAAAGUGCACAGUCCUUGGGGAAAAGACGAAGAGGUCUCUUGGCAGUUUUUCAAGACCAGUUCAGCCUCUCCUUCUUUGCCUGCUUCCUCACACACAAGCACACACAGUCCAGCACAAAGGUUUGGAAGCAGGUUGGAACAAAAGACAUGGACUGGUGGCGGCCAUCAUGUCUUCUGCCUCAGCGAAUAACACAACAGGCCAAGCCGCGUGCGGACCAUGUGAUCGGAACUGUAUUGAUCACUCAAUUUGUGGCCCUGGUUAUCCUGGGGCUGUCUGGUGCUGUCCCUGGGGCCCAGGAGGGGCUGGCCCAGGAGGGGCUGACCCAGGAGGGGCUGACCCAGGGCUACGUCUGCUCCCCUGACAGGCCCAGCUCUGGGGUUGAAGAAUGA